Hippoglossus stenolepis (Pacific halibut) is the source of this 1207-nucleotide messenger RNA. Its product is annotated as lecithin retinol acyltransferase family protein. Lineage: Eukaryota; Metazoa; Chordata; Actinopteri; Pleuronectiformes; Pleuronectidae. The transcript has 2 exons. The record is from RefSeq and is a predicted model, not a curated record. Bases 23 to 670 code for a protein of 215 amino acids. Gene Ontology annotation, molecular function: phosphatidylcholine-retinol O-acyltransferase activity. Gene Ontology annotation, biological process: retinol metabolic process.
CCCUUUGCCGCACUCUGCCACCAUGUUUCUCUACCAGCUGCUCAACUUCUUCUUCGCGGCAUCCCAAAAGGAGGAGGAGGACGACUCUAAGUAUGACUUGUCCCUCUACAAGUGCGGUGACCUUUUAGAGGUCCCCAGGACGCUAUUCACACAUUUCGGUAUCUACCUGGGCGACAACCGCGUGGCUCAUCUCAUCCCGGACAUCCUGCCCGUGAUUACCAGGAAUAAAUCAGCGAUUGCCAAGAUGGUGACGAACAACCGGCUGCUGCUCGGGGUUAUCACCAAGGUUGCCAGCGUCAGAGUGGACUCUGUGGUGGAUUUCGCCUACGGUUCAGAGAUCCUCAUCAACCACAUGGACAAAGUGUGCAGCCAGCCGCCGCUAGAUGGGGAUGAGGUGGCUCGGAGGGCGGAGAAACUCUUGGGCUCGGUCAACUACAGCUUACUGUGGUACAACUGUGAACACUACGUCAUGUACUGCAGAUACGGGAUGGCCAUCAGCUACCAGACGUACCAGUUCUGCACAACAGUGAGGAAGAUCGUGUGCAGCAGGAUGAACGCCUACCUGACUGCACUGUGCGGAGCGGGACUCGUGCUGUACCUGGGCUGCGUGACGCCGCUGACUGUUUUACCGACCGUGCUCAUCUCCUUCACCAUCUGGAUGGCGGCCUGAAGGCCUCACGAGUAAAGACUCUAUCCUAACUCACCAGUGGAUGGUGAAAUGAGGUCCUGUGGUUUGACUGUGUGACUCAAGGUCGCAGGGAAACAAAACCUGUUCUCAGCAAUAAAAUGUCUUUAUUUGGACGGUUGUAGAUUAUUUUAUAUAUAUGUCUAGAUAGUAUUAACUUUUUAUCUUGUUUUUUUAAAUGUAUCUGUUAUUCUUCAGCUCUGAUGUUCCACAUUAGUCUCGUUUAAGAGUAGCAGCACAGGAAAUCUUGAGAGACAUUAAAAAGAAGAAACUGACCCAUGAUAUAAACUUUAGCGAUGAUAUAUACGUGAUGUUUGUAGCAAGAGCUUGCAGGAAUAUCACAGUGGAUAUUGUUCUACAUUUUACGAUCAUUAAAAAAGAAAUUUGUCAGUGUUUUAUGUUCCCAUCGUGCUCUAUCCUAAAGGUUGGCUUGGACAAAGUGCAAUAACCUUCUUAUGUAAUAGUACUUUGAUAGAUUAAAUAUGUUUUCCUCUGUACAUUAAACAUGUAUUUCUACCUGUG